GCGCAGCCCGGGUCAGUGAUGGAGGAGAGAAGAUGGCGGAAGCGGAAUUCAAGGACCACAGUACAGCUAUGGAUAGCGAACCAAACCCUGGCACAUCUUCUGUGUCGACAACAACCAGUAGCACUACCACCACCACCAUCACCACUUCCUCCUCUCGAAUGCAGCAACCGCAGAUUUCUGUUUACAGUGGCUCAGACCGACAUGCUGUACAGGUAAUUCAACAGGCCUUGCAUCGCCCCCCGAGCUCAGCUGCUCAGUACCUUCAGCAAAUGUAUGCAGCUCAGCAGCAACACUUGAUGCUGCACACAGCAGCUCUUCAGCAGCAGCACUUAAGCAGCUCCCAGCUUCAGAGCCUUGCUGCUGUUCAGGCAAGUUUGUCCAGUGGAAGACCAUCUACAUCUCCCACAGGAAGUGUCACACAACAGUCAAGUAUGUCCCAGACAUCUAUCAACCUCUCCACUUCUCCUACACCUGCACAGUUAAUAAGCCGUUCCCAGGCUUCCAGUUCUACCAGCGGCAGUAUUACCCAACAGACUAUGUUACUAGGGAGUACCUCCCCUACCCUAACGGCAAGCCAAGCUCAAAUGUAUCUCCGAGCUCAAAUGCUGAUUUUCACACCCGCUACCACUGUGGCUGCUGUACAGUCUGACAUUCCUGUUGUCUCGUCGUCAUCGUCAUCUUCCUGUCAGUCUGCAGCUACUCAGGUUCAGAAUUUAACAUUACGCAGCCAGAAGUUGGGUGUGUUAUCUAGCUCACAGAAUGGUCCGCCAAAAAGCACUAGUCAAACUCAGUCAUUGACAAUUUGUCAUAACAAAACAACAGUGACGAGUUCUAAAAUCAGCCAACGAGAUCCUUCUCCAGAAAGUAAUAAGAAAGGAGAAAGUCCAAGUCUGGAAUCACGAAGCACAGCUGUCACCCGGACAUCAAGUAUUCACCAGUUAAUAGCACCAGCUUCAUAUCCUCCAAUUCAGCCUCAUCCUCUAAUAAAACAUCAGCAGAUUCCUCUUCAUUCACCACCUCCCAAGGUUUCCCAUCAUCAGCUGAUAUUACAACAGCAGCAACAGCAAAUUCAGCCAAUCACACUUCAAAAUCCAACUCAAGACCCACCCCCAUCCCAGCACUGUAUGCCACUCCAAAACCAUGGCCUUCCUCCAGCUCCUAGUAAUGCCCAGUCACAACAUUGUUCACCAAUUCAGAGCCAUCCCCCUCCUUUGACAAUGUCUCCUAGCCAGUCCCAGUCAGCACAGCAGUCUGUAGUGGUGUCUCCUCCACCGCCUCAUUCACCAAGUCAGUCUCCUACUAUAAUUAUUCAUCCACAAGCACUUAUUCAGCCACACUCGCUUGUGUCAUCAGCUCUCCAGCCAGGGCCAAACCUGCAGCAGUCCACUGCUAAUCAGGUGCAGCCUACAGCACAGCUGAAUCUUCCAUCUCAUCUUCCACUUCCAGCUUCCCCUGUUGUACACAUUGGCCCAGUUCAGCAGUCCACUUUGGUGUCCCCAGGUCAGCAGAUUGUGUCUCCAACAUCACACCAGCAAUAUUCAGCCCUGCAGUCCUCUCCAAUUCCAAUCGCAACCCCUCCGCAGAUGUCGGCAUCUCCUCCAGCUCAGAUUCCACCACUGCCCUUGCAGUCUAUGCAGUCUUUACAAGUGCAGCCUGAAAUUCUGUCCCAGGGCCAGGUUUUGGUGCAGAAUGCUUUGGUGUCAGAAGAGGAGCUUCCAGCUGCAGAAGCUUUGGUCCAGUUGCCAUUUCAGACCCUUCCUCCUCCACAGACUGUUGCGGUAAACCUACAAGUACAACCACCAGCACCUGUUGAUCCACCAGUGGGAAUGCAUUUGAACCAGUGUCAUCUGCACAAAGUUUUUUCUCUUAAGGUUUAUCAAGUAGAAGAUGUGUGUGAAGAAGAAAUGCCGGAAGAGUCAGAUGAAUGUGUCCGGAUGGACAGAACCCCACCGCCCCCCACACUGUCCCCAGCAGCUAUAACUGUGGGGAGAGAAGAUUUAACUUCUGAGCAUCCUUUGUUAGAGCAAGUGGAAUUACCUGCUGUGGCAUCCGUCAGUGCUUCAGUAAUUAAAUCUCCAUCAGAUCCUUCACAUGUUUCUGUUCCUCCACCUCCACUCUUACUUCCAGCUGCUACCACAAGGAGUAACAGUACAUCGGUGCCCAGUAGCAUUCCCAAUAUAGAAAACAAACCUCCACAGGCUAUUGUUAAACCACAGAUCUUAACCCAUGUCAUUGAAGGCUUUGUGAUUCAGGAGGGAUUGGAGCCAUUUCCUGUGAGUCGUUCAUCUUUGCUAAUAGAACAACCUGUGAAAAAAAGGCCUCUUUUGGAUAAUCAGGUGAUAAAUUCUGUAUGUGUGCAGCCAGAGCUACAGAAUAAUGCAAAGCAUGCAGAUAAUUCAUCUGACACAGAGAUGGAAGACAUGAUUGCUGAAGAGACCUUAGAAGAAAUGGACAGUGAGUUGCUCAAAUGUGAAUUCUGUGGGAAGAUGGGAUAUGCUAAUGAAUUUCUUCGGUCAAAACGAUUCUGCACUAUGUCUUGUGCCAAAAGGUACAAUGUUAGCUGUUCUAAAAAAUUUGCACUUGGUCGUUGGAAUCGUAAGCCUGAUAAUCAGAGUCUUGGGCAUCGUGGCCGCCGUCCAAGUGGCCCUGAUGGGGCAGCAAGAGAACAUAUCCUUAGGCAGCUUCCAAUUACUUAUCCAUCUGCAGAAGAAGACUUGGCUUCUCAUGAAGAUUCUGUUCCAUCUGCUAUGACUACACGCCUGCGCAGGCAGAGUGAGCGGGAAAGAGAACGUGAGCUUCGGGAUGUGAGAAUUAGGAAAAUGCCUGAGAACAAUGACUUGCUACCAGUUGCACAAGCAGAGCCAUCUAUAUGGACAGUUGAUGAUGUUUGGGCCUUCAUCCAUUCUUUGCCUGGCUGUCAAGAUAUCGCAGAUGAGUUCAGAGCACAGGAGAUUGAUGGACAGGCCCUUCUUUUGCUAAAAGAAGACCAUCUUAUGAGUGCAAUGAAUAUCAAACUAGGCCCGGCCCUAAAGAUCUGUGCACGCAUCAAUUCUCUGAAGGAAUCUUAACAGGAUCAUGAGGCUGUGAGAAAACAGCAGUUUUACUCUUCUUAAACAGACUUGUAAGGUAAAGGCUCAAGUUGGCCUAGAAUAUUAUCAUAUAUUGUGGUGGAUAGCCAAGCACAUUGGGAUCUCCACAUCAAAAGCUGACAUUUCUUCUACAGAUAUAAUUCAUCAUACAUUUUCAUAAUUAGCCAACAUUGGUAAAAUUAAUUUUACAGGUUACAUGCAACAAUGAAAGACUUGAUAUAGAGGGCCAUGAUAUUUUUCAAAGAAACGUGUUAUACUAGAUAAUUUUUUAAAGGUGAUGUUUAUCGUUAAUAUAAAGAAUCCUUUUAAAAGUAAUUUAAUGAUUUACAUUUCUCCUCUUUUGAUUCGGUUUUCUUACACAUUUUUCUACCCUGUAAGUUUUCUAUAGGUUGCCAUGAGAGAGAUAAUUUAGGAGUAAUUUAGGAAUAGUUUAGAAGUCCAGUGACUGGAAUUGUAUGCAAUGAGAUAUCAGUGUGCAUUUUAAAAAACCUGUCUGUCAGACAAUUGCUUUGUCUAUAAAAAAGGAUUGCAUUCUAGCAUGAGUAAUACUGAUCUGGAAGUCAGAAGUUUGGUUUCUAUUCCAAACUUGCCCAAGAAUUUGGUGCGGCUGAGAAAGUUAGUUUUCCUUUUAGUUUUUGUAUAUUUAGAGCAGUGGUUCUCAACAGAGGUCAGUUUUGCUCCCCAGGGGACAUUUGACAAUGUCUAGGGACAUUUGGUUGUCAUGGCUUGCAGGGGCUGGGUAGGAUUGUUGGCAUGUAGACCAAGGAGGACAGGGAUGUUCCUAAAUAUCCCACAGUGCACAGGACAGUCCUACAAAACAAAGAUAGAUCUGGUCCAAAAUAUCGAGUACUGUCAAGGUUUGGAAACCCUGACAUAGGAGUGAUAAAGGUAGCUCUUUUUUACCCAAAGGGAUAUCUUGAAAAGAUGGGACAUAAUAAGGAAUACAUGAUACAGUGGAAAUAGUUCAGACAGCAUUAAUGUUCUGCCAAAGUAUUUUUCCCAGUUUUAUGCAUACUAGAGAAAAGAAAACUCCAAACUGACCUGUAAAAUAAGGGAUAGCAUACAAAUAAUUUUACUCUCAGAAAGUACAGAUUCAUAUUAAUUAUCUUUCAUAUCUGCUCCUCUGCACUGAUGAAGGCAUAAUGUGAUUAUACCUUAUGAACCAGUGCAUAGCCUUUGCUGGCAUGACAGUAGUUUGUGGUGGGUAUGUGGUUGGUCUUUAGACUUUAUUCUAACCUUGAACAUGCUGGGUCUAGCUAGAAUGCACAUUCCUUUUUCCUUGACUAAACCCUCGCAUGCUUCCUACGAAGUACCCACCAAAUAAUAUCUCUUGGAUUAUCAGAUUUAAUUUUAUAUGUACAUGUUUUAGGGAAAAAAAGUUCAAAGGAGAAUUUUUCACUCAACAGUUAGUGUCCUAUCAGAAUUAUGACAUUAAAAUAAAAUUGUUAUGGGAGCCCUGAGAGCCUUAUAGUCCUGGACAUAAAAAAUUUGUUUUAACCUUGUUUUUUUAUAUCUUUAUCACACGAUGGAAAUGUUUUAAAAUAGAGGGAUCAUAUACAGAUAUUUGGCAGAAGUUCAGUAAGUGGGGAAGAGUCCAUGGGUUUCAGUCAUUGUCACUGCUCUUUUCAAAAAGAUUGUGUUGAGCUAGUAGAGGACUAAAGAUGUCAUUAAGGACAUCACAGAUAUUUAUCUUUUGGCUUUGUGUACAUUAGAGAAUGUUGAUUAUUUUUAUACAAAAAUACAGCGGGUAAUUUUUUUAAUCUUUAGAUGCCUCUUGUUUGAAUGUAUGCUUUGUGGGAUUCUUUCGUGUAGUAAUGUUUUAAAAAAAGAUGUUUACUGAUAGUUAUGUGUAGGAUUAGAAUGUGUAAUAUAGUGUAAGGCUCAUGUUCCAGACCUACAAUAGCUUGUAGUCUACGUUACAUAUUUCUUUCUAUCAUGUUUUUAAUUAUUGGAUUAAAGUUUCAAGGAAAGGUAGGUACUCUACAGUCAAUGUUCACUUAUUAGCAGUUAAUCGUUAUGACAGAGUUGUCAUGUGCUUGACUUUUCCCCCUCAUCUUUAAGUUUCAGAACACAAGUAUAGGUCAAGUGUUAGUAGGAGGUGGCCCACUGUAGGGGGGGCAGGGAGGGCACAAAGGAAAAUCUUCCCUGGAAUUAAAACUUUAUCAUAGAUAAUCCAUAAAAAAUUGAUUAUUUGGGGAUAGACUCCCCUAGCAAUAGUGAUUACUUCCCAUAACUAUAUGAUAAGAUAGCCUUUAAGGUAUUAAAUUUGAGUUUUGUAUAGGUUCUCCUUUUAUUUUCUUCCUUUUCUAAUACCAGUCAUUAUGUACUAACUGAAAGCCCCUGUGCCUAGCACUGUGUUAAAUAUCCCAGCAAGCUUCUAAGAAGGGGGGUUUCCACUUGAGAGCACCUUAUAAUCUUAAAUCUUGUAAUAAUCUCAAGACUAGUCCAGAUCUUCUCUUGGUGGCACUCAAAACAUACCUAGAAAAUAUACUUGCUUUUUUCAAGUGAGCUGUUUUAUUCAUUUGCUCAACUGGUAGUUUUCCCUGUUGAUGCAGCUCUGCAGCUCUUUCUUUCUAGAGGAUUUAACCAUCUUAAAACCAGCGCUUCAGUUACAUAUGAUGGAUAUGGACGAUAACACUGGGCGGCCACCUCCCUCCUAAGUUCUGAGCACAGUUCUGGUAUGAUGUAGGUGGGGAGAGUUAUUUUCUCUUUCCUUCACACUACUGAUUGUUUUUAGGAUUUUCAUUGAGGAGAGGGAAUGACAAAAAAGGGACAUGGGAGGUUCUUCCUACUUUUGCUACCUAAGUUUGCAUUUUCCGACUUCUUUAAACUGAUGCACUCUUUUCCCAUUGAGGGAAACAAAACCUACACUUUUCAAAUUUUAUUUGCUUUAAGCCAUGUGUUCCUAAGAAAAUAAACUGAGAGCUGUUUGUAAACGUUUUUACAUGACAUGGAUUUUCAUCAAGCCUUGUGUAGGCACGUGUCUGACAAGCUGUGCAGCUUUGAUAUAGUCACUGUCAUAUGAGGCAGAGUGCUGUUCCCAAACCCAUCACUUUUUAAGUGACACAUAACUCUCUCCAGAACGAUACUUUUAAUUUGCUGUGGCAUCACUAAACAGCCAUUUUUCUUGGUCUCAGCUUAAGGGCUGUCAGGGAGGAGUAGAGAAGGUGGAAUGGGGCGGGGAAGACAUGUUGGUGAAGAAGCUGGAGAAUGGGACAGCUGGAGGGGCAGACAGGAGACCUGCCACUUUGCUUAUCCCACUUCAACACUGAGCAAAUUUCUGCACUUUUGAAGUUAAUAUUCAUAAUUUACCUAGUUUAAAAUAGAAACAAUUUUUAUAGGUAGCCCAUUAUUUGUUUUUGUUUCCUAAUGUGUUGAAACACUUACUUAGAAAUGUAUGAAGUAGGUAUUGUUGUGCCCAUGCCUUUGAAUAAUUUUUGACCUAGCUAAUCUUCAUAUAUCUAGUGUGAAAUUCCAGUCAGACAUUUAUUCAAAUACCAGUCUGAGACUGUAAUCAUAUGUCACAGUGUCCCAUAUCACAGACUUGUUUAAUUAAAUGUUAUAAAGUCCUGUUACUUGCUUUUGCAAGGUUCUGGUACCAUCAUGGCAGAAGUAGGGCAGGAAGGCAAUAUAUAGAUUGUAUAAUCUUAGGUUGUGUUUACGUUGUGUGCAAACAGUUUUAGAAAGAAUAAACUAUUUUAAGUGUAUGUGCAUGAUGCUGUCCUCACAGCCAUACUGAGUAGAUGAAAUCCCUGAUUGGAUACACUGUUAAAAAGUUUUAAAGACAAUUUGAACUAGAACCAUCUGAUAAUAUUUUGUGGUUUGAAGAUCUCACCCUUUAAUGGCAGAACACAUGCUGUCUGUGUGCAGCUGGCACUGAGCAUUAACCUGACAGCUUCAAAGGGCCUCACUUACUGCCUUCCUCCCUAAAGCCUGUUGUAGUCCUUAGAGAACUGUGUGAAAACUUCUCAGACACCUCUGCCUGAAACUUUAGAGAGGAUUUUGUACUGGGGUUAAUUUUAGGAAGGCAGUUGGGGCAGGACUUUCAAAUACUUAAGUCCUAUUUCAGUGAAACCUUUGAGCAGCAGAAACUGGCCCAUUUGUGCAGUGUUCAGUCUGUUUCCUGUGCACCAUGUAUGUAGCUGGGCCAUGAGGGAGAUUUUUCAGGGGGAAGGAUAGGGAAGUGGAAGAAGAGACAAACAGGAGGAAAAGUAUUCCAAACCCAAGAGGAUAGUACAGUUAAUGGAGUGAGGUUGUGUAGUAUUGGUAAGACCUUCAGUAGUUCAAAAUGAUAAAUUGUAAUGGUUGGAUCCCAGUUAACAGCAAUAAGAUUCACUUACAGUAUGUAAUCAUACUCAUUCUGUCAUUCUCUAUCAAGUGAUCUUACCCCUAAGAGCAUAUUCAUAGUUCCAAUAAUACAUGUUAGUGAUUUUUUUUACUUCAAAAAAAGCUGACAGCUAUUGUAUUUGGAGAAUAUUUGUCAAAAACUCAAAUGUUAAUAGUUAUAAUUGAGUUAUUGGAAUUCUAGAGGAGAGUAUCCAUUUUCAGAUACUGUAGUUGAACCAACCUUGUAGAUUGUUAAUAAAGGCAUUUUAAGAUAGUAUUUUGUUAGGUUGAAUUGGAUGACUAAAGAGCUCUACUAGCUUUCUCUUUAUUAGUAUGGAUUUCAACAGAAGCCUACCUCUAUUUCUUUGAUGCACAGUAGUGUGGAUCAUGAAAUGAACUGUUUAAUUCACAUUCAUCAAUAUUGGUAUUUUAUGAGUCUAUUUAAGAGCAUUUGACUUUAUCUUACAGAUUGUGAUUCAAUUUAGAUAAGCACAAAUACAGUAUUAGAAAAAUAAAUAUGCAAUCUUACUAAAGUUUAAUUUCAACCUAUUAUAAGCUGUACAUCUUUAAAAAAUUCUUUGGGAAGAUAAUCCUUUUUUGUUAGUUGACAAUAUGUACCACUAUAUAGUUUCCUUCAUAGCAGCAAUACAAGCCAUUUCUUCAAUUAAAAAAAAAAAAAGGUUGAAAAUUAUAUUAUCUUCUUUGGAAAAAGUUUCCUAAAUUUCUAAGAAUUUAAAAUUUUACAUGUUAUUUUUUAGAGCUUAUUUAAUCUAUUUUAAAAUAAUACUAAAAGAAAGCUUUUUUUGGAAGUUGUAAAGCACUAAUACAAAUUAGCAUUUUUCCAGAGCACAGUGUUUGGCUUUUUCUGAACUUUCACUUGAGCUCACAAGACAUUAAGAGGGAGUAGCCACCUCCUCCUCAGAUCUGAGGCCCAGCUUCGCUAAUGAAAACCCUGUUCUACUCGAACCCAUGAACACACACCUCUUAAGUGCCAUGUUUAUGGGACGUUUUGGGAAAGGUUUUCUAUGAAUGUUUAAUUUUUUUCUUUUUUUAUAGCUUGUGAACAUUUAAUUUUAUUUAAAGAUGACAAUUUAAUCUCAGACGUUAAAGAGGGUACAUCAGAGAAGUAUUUGUUCCCACUGCUUUUGAAAAGUAUAAUUACUCUCAGUGAUAUUGAUGGCUUCAGUAUGAAUCCAUAAAGAAAACCUGUACAAAGGUUUUAAAAUGUAUUGUUGAAAAUAAGUCUAGUGAUGAUUUUAAUCAGCAAAAAGAACUUAAUAUAAAUUUAAAAUACUGUUAUGCUAACAUGGCAUAGUUUUAAAUAUAAGCAUAAUUUAGUAAGUCCUUUUAGACCAACUAUUUAAACUGAUUCCAGUAAUCUUCUUAAGGAUUGAUAGUAGCCAUCAUUUAUUGGCUUAAAAGUUAUGCUGUAGGGAAUAUUAUCAGUGUUAAAUCCUAAUUAACGGAGGUGAAGAAGUUAGUGUUCAUAAGAUAGUGUGGGGCUGGUAGUGAAAUAAACAUCAGUUUGUUUUAGAAAGAAGGAACUUUUUUUUAGUCUUGCCUCAAGCAAACCAGAAGUGUCCACUGCUUAAAAUCUUUGUUUAGAAUGUGUUGUUAGAGUCUGAAUUCUUUUUGUUUUAGAUAGCACUAAAUAGUCUACUUUCAGUAGUAAAUAGAUGAACAUAAUCAUUAAAUUAACAUGAUGAAUGAAGAUAAAAUGCUGGCUGGGGGCCUGGGAGUCUUACUUGCAGUUGGCAACAGCAGCAUGUGACACCUUCAUCCUCUCCUUAGCCUUUCAUCUGUUUUGUCUUCUGAAUAUACAGUAUGGAGCCUCUACUAUUCAAAAGGCUGAUUUUGGUUUAAAUCAUCUUUCAGGUACCUCCCAACUCUAAAACUAUGAUUCUAGGCCACAUAAUGGGGUAUUUUUAAAGUUGCUCCUACUUAAUUCUCUUUCCCUUUUUAAUGGUUCAUUUCAUACUGAGAGCUCUUGCCAAAAGAGAAUUGUUAAGCAUCCAUUUCCUGGGUCACCUGUAGGCUUGGUUCUCUUACAGAUUUAAGUGAGAAGAAAAAUUGUAUAGACAAGCAAAUGAGGGCAUUUUUCUAAAUGCUUCCUGGUAGUUAACCACUGAACACAUGAACACAUCUGAACAUUCUCAUUAAUGCAUUUAUCCAUUCAUUUAGCAAACUCUUUGAACACUUACGUGCAACGUGUGGUAUACAUGACUUAAGGAGCCUCGUAAUAAGUAAACAGAACCUUUGCAAGCAAAAUUUCAACUGUGGCUUUAAACAAACAUGGACAUUAUUAUUAUUUACUCUAUUGAAUGUAAACUUGGAACUGAGAGGGGAAUUUUUUAUGCACUGGGUAAAUAAACUAUUAAGCUAGAUGACAUCUAAGGGGUCUGAGUGAAUCACAGUCCUGUUCCUAAAACACAUUUCACAUACUAAUCAUAGUCAAAUACCUGAGGAGGUUACAAAAUCUAGGGUACCUACCUAAUAAGGAUUUACAUUUUGAUACUGUUGUGAUAGCCCGUAUUUCUCAGAAUUAUUUUGACACUUGAAUCUAUUCCAAGGUGUUGCUAUACAGGGUGUGUGACAGAAGGGUAUACAUUCAGAAGCUGGUGCUGACUUACUGUACAUUUUUAACUACAAAAGCUUUACACCCAGUAUUGACAGUGAAGUAAGUUUCUAAAACUGAAAAGUCUCAAUCAAAGGAGAUCGCUGAACAGGUUUGUUUUUUAAUUCUCUUUUGUUUUUAAAGCAAAAAAAUUACACAAAACUUACUGUUACUACAAAUAGCGACUUUUUAAGAAAGCACACAUGUAUUACCACAGUAAAAGGGUUUCCUUUAAAAAAUGCAGAACUGGUAAACAUAAAACCUUUCCAUGCUUGAAUUGACAACUGUUUGGGGAAUAUACAUUGAAUGGCAUUGAUUAAUGGAGUAAAGUUUCCUUACCACUUGGGGAUUCUAUGAAAUUAUGUUCUAUUUCCUGUUGACCCAGCGAUACAGAUUAACAUCACUUGAUGCUAACUUCUCCAUAAAGAUACAAAAUGAAAAUAUCUUUUUUUCCCUUCACCUCUUCAAAUUAAAAAUACCUAAUAUUAAAAAUCUUUUAUGCACCACAGUCGCAGGUUUUUAGGCAGGAAAAUGUCCAAAUACAUGUUAGAAUCUAAAACUGACUGAAAAUAGGACACAGACAUUUUAAAAAACUUUUAAGUUACUUUUAAAAUGUUUUGAUAUACCUAAUUUUUCAAAUAUUUUAUGCUGUUAAAAUAUCUAUUGCAUAUUUUUGUAUACGUAUUUUUAAAUUUUAAAAAGUUAAGGAAGUGUGCUGAGAUGGUGUAAUUUUAGAUGUCCAGUUGCCAGGACAUUCAACUAGAUUCCCAAUCACCUCAUUCAAAAGCUUGGUCUUGUUUUUUCCAUAGGGGAAAAAAAAAGUCAAAGCGAGUUUUAAAACCAUCCUCAGAGUAAAGAGUGAGCUGUGGUGAAGGCUGGAGUUGUAGACACAGGGUGCAGGAGAGGUACUGAUGAGAGAGGUGGGCAUUUCCAGCCUUUGCUAAAUUACUGCUUUUGCUUGUUAAAAAGAAAUGUUACUCUGUUGAUCUAACAAAGGCAAAUUGUAAUUUUUUUUUUUGAUGCUUCAAACACAUGUUCACUGAUUUUUUUUUUUCAUGUUAACGGAUUUUUUUUUUUUUUGUUAACGGAUUUUUAAAUUCCUUUUGGUUCCUCCCAUUGUCCUAAAAUAGGACUUUCAUAUUACUAAAACCUCAGAAGCUCAUCUACCCAGGUUGAACAAAAGCAUCACCAAGGGGAAAGGAAACCUUUUUUACUUUUACAGAAAAAAAAAAGUUAAGAUUAUAUAUAGAUGUAUUCUUUCCAUUGGAUAUUGUAUUAGAGUCCUCCUUACAGGAAAUGAAAUAGUUUUAGCACUCUUAGCAUUAGCAUUCCUAGAUUGGUGUCUAUAGCUACAGUUUUAAAAUGUAUAACCUGAAAAUGAAGUUAAUUUUGCAUUUUAAGAGCACACCAUGAUCUAUGUAAAAAGACUGUCCAUUUGGUGUAUUUUUUUAAAGGAGAAAGCACUUUCAUAUUAACAAGUAGCAUGUGUAUGAAUUUUAGAUUUUCAUAUUUGUUGUGUCUAUUCAGUGAAGUAAAAUUGAGCAUUCAAAUGUUUGUUGAUGGCAACAUUAACUGUUAAAUUAAAGCACCUUAUACUCUGCUGCUUAAACUUGCUUGUAAUUGCACCUUUGUUACCUGCACAUUUUCACAUAGAAUAUUGUUAACAUUGCCUCAUGUGGGUCUGGAUGGAAGGUUAGUGGGCCUACAGGAUCAUUUAUUUAUAUUGUUUAUAUUACAAUAAUAUAUUGUAGACCAGUUGUAAGUUCAUUUCUUUACAAAUAAAAGCCUCUUCCAUUUG
Nyctereutes procyonoides (raccoon dog) is the source of this 11827-nucleotide messenger RNA. It is a transcript of the gene PHC3, whose product is annotated as polyhomeotic homolog 3. Gene Ontology annotation, cellular component: PRC1 complex; nucleus. The transcript has 16 exons. Lineage: Eukaryota; Metazoa; Chordata; Mammalia; Carnivora; Canidae. The record is from RefSeq and is a predicted model, not a curated record. Bases 33 to 3068 code for a protein of 1011 amino acids. Gene Ontology annotation, molecular function: protein binding; zinc ion binding.